Messenger RNA from Triticum aestivum (bread wheat), 2307 nucleotides. RefSeq names its product translation initiation factor IF-2. Gene Ontology annotation, molecular function: ubiquitin protein ligase activity. The record is from RefSeq and is a predicted model, not a curated record. Lineage: Eukaryota; Viridiplantae; Streptophyta; Magnoliopsida; Poales; Poaceae. The transcript is spliced from 7 exons. Gene Ontology annotation, biological process: positive regulation of ERAD pathway. Bases 278 to 892 code for a protein of 204 amino acids.
AACAAGCAACCGCUCCAUCCUGCCUCCCCGACACCUCCAGCGCGUCGCCGCCUGCUGCCACGCCCCACCCUGCCUCACCGCUCGCCGCUGGCCACCGCCGCCCACCCCGCUGGCGCGCCUACCCCUACCCCGAGUGCCCCCACACGCGUAGCCUUCCACUGCCGGCGACCCGUGGCCUGCCACUGCCGACGACGAGGAACUGUCGGAUCUCGAUGAAUCCGGUGGGGAAUGGCGCGUAGGCAGCGAAUCUGGAAGGAAGGCGGCCGGGGCUUGGAGCAUGACGGCUGGCCGGUACGCCAUGGCAUUGGGGGGAGGGGGGCGUCCCAUGCUCCGCCCGUUUGUGUCCGCGCGAGGAGCUCACCCCCAAAGAACUCCUCGGGCGUCCUGCGGGCCCAGGCCGGAGGCGGCAGGCCCCAGCGCGGGGGCCGACAGGAAGGGGUCGAUUCGGAUCUCCGGGGCCGACAACGCGCCUGGCGCCGGCGGGGGACGCGGGAGGGCAGCAGCUCACGGACGAGGAGGCCCCCGCGGCGUGGGGGGCCUCGAGGCCGGCGCGGGCGGCGGGAGGGGGGACUCGCCGUACCAGGGCUAUGAGGUGCAGCGUCUGGCGAGGUUGGUGGACCACGCGCUGCCCUUCUCCCUGCUCCUCCUCGGCGUCUUCAUCCGCCAGCACCUGCAAGGUUUCUUCGUAAUGAUUUGGAUUACCUCAGUCAUGUUCAACUCCAAUGAUAUCUUGCGCAAGCAGACCGCUCUUAAGCAGGCUACAAGGUUGCGGGAGCGACCCUGCCAUUGUCAUGACGGCUGCUCCUUCUGGCUGGAUCGAGGCAUGAAGACCUGUGGGAUCCCCUCCUUCGGCAGGACCUCCUCAUCUGGAGGACUGCAUGUGACGAGUUAAGGCACAAGAAGAUCUACGACCAUUUUAGCUCCAGCAGUUAGUACACACCCAAUCAACAGUGCAUUUUCACGACCCAGGCUUCUGAAUUCUGACUGACAGGCUCGCAGGCACAGCCACAUAUAAUCUCACGCAUUCAAAAUGCUAGCUACAUGAAAUACGCCCAGAUUUACGAGUAGAAAUCCAAGGCAUUGCAGUCCAAUUGUUCUAAGGAUUGGAACCAGACGUGUGGCUCAAUACUGCUUGGAACAUCUGGAGGACCUUUGCAAUCUUAUCAAGCUUGACGCUAAACUGGCACUCUUACUUGAUCCCAUAUUACUCCUUCGAACAAUUUGUGCGCAAAGUUGAGGCAAUUGGGGCCAAUAAUCGUGUUAGAAUAAACUUCUUUCUUCCUUUUUCCAUACUGUGGGGCAACAGGAUCUGAGUCCCACUACAUCGCCCUUUGGUAUGUUUCGUGGGGAUCUUUUUUAUUCAACGCAUAAAUGCUGAUUCGUUCAUGCGUUUAUUAGAAGUAAGAGGCGCAGCAUGCGAGGCGUCCUCGAAGUUGAAGGAGUAGUAGAGCAGAGGAUAUUCUUAGUGAUUUGGAUAUACAGAGUUUAUGAUACAAAGACCUAUUUUGUUUUUGUACUGACUCUUGAAUUUUCUGCUUUCUAUUUCUGAACCCUUUUGAUAUGUUCUUUACUCCUGAUUUCAGCCUUUCAAGGUAUGUUCUUCUUCCGGGAUUGCAGAGAGCAUGGACCACCAAAUGGAAGAAGGAGAUGCCAUCCUUGACUGUCGUUGUCUUUGGCAUGUUGCUACCAUUUUUUAAUCCUUGCACUGCAGAGACCUCAGUCUAUCCAUGUAGGGAUUUGCUAGGAAAAACCAUCUCCGGAAAAAUAGGGCCAAAUUUGAAUUCUAAUAGAGUUGAAGAGACGCAUAGAGCAAGAGACAGGGAUAAUACUUCCUCGUGGGCUUCCUGAGAAUCUACAAUGAAGAAUAAGAAGGGUGUAGUAACUAAGUAUGCAUGUCAUAACUAAUUCUAUUGAAAAUAGUUAUUCAGGAAAAUUAAGCUAUAUUGAAAUGUUGCAUGGUUCAGAUAUUGGGUCUAUGAAGAUUUGUUUAUGCCAUAAAAAUGCAUAAAUAAAGUCUCGUGUGGCUAUGUAAUUCACUUGUUAUAUGUCAAGUUCGAGCUCCUAAGAACAGGGUGAAACUGUUUGUUCCGAAGAACAGAUGUCACUGCUCGGGCUCUCUUUUGUUGUACUUUCUUUCCGCUUUCCUUCUUAGCCCCUUUUUAAUUAACUUAGUUCGAACCCCCCUCUUUAGGCCCCUCUGAUGGUUAGACUGUUAAUAAUCUUUUAGAUUUCCACUAGGCGACCUUUGUAUAUACAGAUAUUCCAUUUUAUUAAUUAAUUCUACAAGCCAUGCUUUGGAUUGGCUCA